Pipistrellus kuhlii (Kuhl's pipistrelle) is the source of this 644-nucleotide messenger RNA. Its product is annotated as serum amyloid A-2 protein-like. NCBI's taxonomy places the organism in Eukaryota, Metazoa, Chordata, Mammalia, Chiroptera, Vespertilionidae. The record is from RefSeq and is a predicted model, not a curated record. The transcript has 4 exons. Gene Ontology annotation, cellular component: extracellular region. The coding region runs from base 111 to 503 and encodes 130 amino acids.
UUCUCUUCCCUCCCCAGGAUCCAGCAAGGAGGGCUCAGCAUCAAUAAAUAGCAGCCAGCUGUCCCCAGCAGGCAGGGACCAGUGGCUCCUCUCAACCAGAGACCAGCACCAUGAAGCUUUUCACGGGCCUCCUGUUCUGCUCCUUGGUCCUGGGAGUCAGCAGUGAGAGCUGGUUUGAAUUCAUUGGCCAGGCUUAUGAAGGAACCAAAGAUAUGGUGAGAGCCUAUAUGGACAUGAGAGAAGCCAAUUUUAUAGGCGCAGACAAAUACUUCCAUGCCCGGGGGAACUAUGACGCUGCCCGAAGGGGACCUGGUGGGGCCUGGGCUGCUGAAGUGAUCAGUGAUUUCAGAGAGGCUUAUCCAAGAGUCACCGACCUUUUUAGGCAUGGAGACAGCGGCCAUGGAUUGGAGGACUCAAUGGCUGACCAGGAAGCCAACAGAUGGGGCCGGAGUGGGAAAGACCCCAAUCACUUCAGACCUCGUGGCCUGCCCGACAAGUACUGAGCCCCUUCGCUUGCUCUCAGGAGUUGGGGUGUGAGCCCCCUAAGGGCAGGGACCCGGAGCCAUUGAGUUCUAUAUCCCCAGAUGCUGACAGAGGGCACAUGAUGGAUGUCUAAUAAAUGCUCAAGAGUUUGAAUGUUGAAA